Messenger RNA from Branchiostoma belcheri (Belcher's lancelet), 4555 nucleotides. Its product is annotated as mucin-like protein. Bases 69 to 3539 code for a protein of 1156 amino acids. Gene Ontology annotation, molecular function: calcium ion binding. The record is from RefSeq and is a predicted model, not a curated record. Lineage: Eukaryota; Metazoa; Chordata; Leptocardii; Amphioxiformes; Branchiostomatidae. The transcript is spliced from 20 exons.
GGCGGAGCAACACCCCUGACAUAUGCGCUAUCAGUAGGGUCAAAGUUCGCUCCUUCGUGGACUCCAAGAUGUACCGGAUGUGGAGAACCUGCUGCUACGGACCGAGCUACUACUGGAGGGAAAGGAAACGGCCAUGUCCAUGUGUAAGAGACAGGAUUGGUGGGGGCAAGCUAAAGUCAGGCCAUGCCGGAGGACAUCUUGUGGUGAAUAACCAGAACGAAGACAGGGAGGCUUACCAGAACUGUUGUGUCAGCUCUUCCAACUACUACUGCAACAGGUUCAACCAGCUUCGUCCGCGCUCCGUCCCGAACGCCGGUGCCAGCUGCACUAACUACAAUAUCAAUAGUGCCCUUGCACGUUCGUGGUAUGAUCCGCACAUCCAGACACUGGACGGGAUGAAUUACACGUUCAACGGCCUUGGCGAGUAUGUUCUUCUGGAUCUCGACGAUGGGGAGUAUCAGGUCCAGGCUCGGACGUCUCAGGCUGAAGGAACGAGCCACGCAACAGUGUUCACCUCCAUUGUCGCGUAUCAAAUGGGCCGUUCUCCAAUCCAAGUCAACCUGGUCGGAACCGAUGGUCUCCAACUGUACGUUAACUACACGGCCGUCGACAUGGCACUCUUUGAAGACUUGGAACAUGAAGAGGAGGUGGAGGAUAUCGCUUCUGUAUCCGCACUUUCCAACUCUUCUCUGCUGAUCUUCUUCUACAACGAGCUGUCAGUGAAGGUGACGGCUCAGAAGGCAAUGCUGCACCUGGAGUACGCUGUUCCCAAUAAGUACCAGAAGAAGACUAAGGGACUCCUGGGUUACUGGGACGGGGACUCUGAGAACGACUUCGUGGCGUUUGAUGAGAGUGUCUUACCGAGUGGUGCAUCUGAGGAGGACAUUUUCACUCAGUUUGGAGAAACCUGGCAAGUGACAGAAGACGAUGGUCCAAAGAGAACGAGAUUUUUCUACGAGCCAGGCACGAGCACCGACUCGUACAAGGACAGCAGCUACGUGCCACACUACACGGACCAGGUGAUCUUCGGCAGUGCAGAACUGGAGCAGCAGGCCAAUACCGUGUGUGAAGGCGACAGGGAGUGUCUUUUCGACAUUUUUGAGACCGGCGACGUUGAAGUUGGGGCGCUGUCAGUAGUGAUGAAGGAGGACCUUGAGAUCGAGAAGAUAGUGAGAGAGAUAUUCCCUCCAACAUUACACGGACCAGAGGUAGUCAACGCUACUGUGGGAGAACAGCUCCAGUUUACCGUGACUGCCGCCGACAGAAAUGACCUGGACAUGAUGUUCGAGUUGGGCCCGGAGGUCCCAGAUGACGCCACGUUGUCCGUAGCGGGAGACGUGGCGACGUUUUCCUGGGUCGUGACGUCAGAUGAGCCGUUUAACCUGCAGGUUGACGUGACGAAUUCGGAGAACGCGACCGCCCAGCUCUGGCCAACCGUCAACAUGUGCUCCUGUCUGAACGGUGGUUUCUGUGAGGGACAAGCUGCAGCAGAACAGAAUAUCAAUGGAAACACAAAAUUUACCACUUUGGAGUGUACUUGCCCAGCUGGGUACACCGGAGAGAGAUGCGAAAGCGACAUCGACGCAUGCGUCGAGAACUUUAACCCUUGCUUCUCUGGAGUUGUGUGCACAGACCUGCCCCCGCCAGCCGACAUCGACGGGUUCGACUGUGGGGACUGCCCGCCUGGGUUUAACGGAGAUGGCCAGAACUGCAUCGACAUCGACGAGUGCACCACCACAGAAGGAUCUGUUUGUCAUCAUGUCUGCAUCAACAGUGUCGGCAACUUCUCUUGUGGCUGCAACGAAGGCUACUAUCUAACGGAUGACGCGGUUUCCUGUGAAGAUGUCAAUGAAUGUGAUCUCCCGAACAAUUGCACCCAACGUUGUCUGAAUACCGACGGGUCUUUCGACUGUAGCUGUCAGGACGGAUUUACCCUCGCAUCAGAUGGGCAAGACUGUGAACCAAGCAACCCCUGCAGCAUGGAGAACAACCCAGGUUGUGACGAUGACUCAGGCUGGUGUGCCAUUGACUCGUCCUCUGGACUAGCAACUUGCGUGUGUAUGGCAGGAUAUCAGCUCAACGUCGAUGGGAUCACAUGUGAAGAUAUUGAUGAAUGUCUUACCGGUGACAAUCACUGUGACCAGCUGUGUAACAACACGAUUGGCGCGUACGAGUGCUACUGUGAGGACGGCUAUGAACUAACGGACAACCCAGUGCAUCCCUGCGAGGAUAUCGAUGAAUGUUUCGAGGGCCUCUUCAACUGCUCGACCAACGAGGUUUGCGAGAACUCGGUGGGGAGUUAUUCAUGCGUCUGUGAGGAAGGAACCGAACUCGUGGAUGGCGUAUGUGUGAGAGAGUUCGCAACUACAACUACACGCCCCACAACAGUGCCUACAACUACAACUACACGCCCCACAACAGUGCCUACAACUACAACUGCAACGCCAACGACUUCAGGGCCAGCGAUGCCAUUGGUCACAUCCGCUGUUACAGCGUCAGUAGAAAAAGACACAACGGAGCAUUCGACCGAGACCAUGCCACCAUCGUCAGCCAUCACUAGCAAGAUCACAGAACGAUCCACAGUAGAUGUAGAAGCUGCCACAACACCGCUAUCGAGUGGGGAGCAACGCACAACCGACGUUCACCACUACAGGUCUUCGAUUCCAACAACUGUCGAGAAAACAACUGGAAGAUCCUAUGCUAUGACUGCGUCUCAGUCCUCUUCAGAAGAAGAAGAGGAGACUACGGAACACCAAGGGGAUACAGUUCCAUUUACUACGGCAGGAGAAGGUCGGACCAAAGAUCCAAGUGUGGCUGGUGAGUUGGAGAGGAACACCCUUUUGCUGACACUGGACAUGGAUAUAAACGAGCUUACGAAGAAUAGACUAGAGAAUUUCAAGACCGUCGUUGCUGAGGAGAUGACGUCAUUCUGUCGGAGACACCUGCACGAGCUUGCUGACUGCAGAGUGUCCGGACCCGCAAGAUCAUACGUCGCCGCUAUGUUUACCGCUGAGUUAGUGUUCAUUCCUCCCGGUUACCCCCGGCAGUCGGCAACCCCCGGAUCCGGACAGAGCCUCCUGGCUUUCUUCGUGGCACGUCCGGACAGCCUGGGAACAACCCUCCGUCCUAUCUCCAUCUCCAACCUCCGGAUGAUGAUGGGCACUUCCAUGGAGGAGGUAGCGGUUGCUCUUGGAGAUGCAGGAAGCAUUGCAGAUGUAGUUCCUCUUUUGGAACACAUCUACGGCGAAGACGCCACUACCAUGAUACCUACGAGGAGACAAGGAGAGGAUGACCCAAAAGGAUCAGGGGUCCCAGUCCAAACGGUGAUCAUCGUGGCAUGCGGGACCCUGGCCGCUGUAGCUGUCGCCGCAGUCAUCGGAGCAACAUGGUACUGCAAAAGAAGCAGGGCAGGACGGCGCAACGCGCCAAUCGACAUGUACGGCGCCCCGCUCCCAGAGUGCCGCCUGGAUCCGCAGGUGUCUUCCGUACUGAAAGGGAAAGAUUCGCCCUUCCUCGUCAGGAAUAACAUCUGGGAAUAGCAAAUCUAGAACAACGCCUUUCUCAAACAUUAACUCAACCUCUUCCAUACAUAACCGGACAUGGUAACGGACUGCUUAGCUGGUGUUUGAGAGUAGGUCAGAAGUGUUAGGGAUGUGUUCAUCCAACAGGGGUCAAACUGGACUCAAAUUUGAUCUAAAUUCCAUUGGAUUCGUACAGAAUGAUCUGCUCAGACUGCUCCCUAAUUUCAGUAUUGGUUGAAAGGUUUUGAAUGUGUGACAGGGUUUUAUGAACGCCUAACUUUUAAAACUGCAGAGCUAUGUGUUUUUAUAUUGAUGUUUGUUUUCAUGGGAGUUCAUCUGUGUUGGUAGUACAGUGCUGAACUUUAUUCCAACACAAAGGGUACACAGGGAUCAAAUUUUCGACGACCACUGUCGCCUUAAUAAGGGUAAAAAAUGGCAUCCACAUUGAAUCACCGGACUAUACAAAUUCCCUGGACAAAGUCAGAGUACUGGACACUGAGCUACUACUGACUACUUUGUAAGAGGCACGGAAGUGCCUCUCGCUUGUUUACGUUCAGAAGUGAUUGGUCACUUAUUAUCCUGAUGAUGAAAGCGACAGUAGUCGUUUAAAUGUGACCAUUGUGUAUCCUUGUUUUGGAAUAGAGUUCAGCAUUACACUACAUGAUAUUUGUUUUGUUAUCACUUGUCUUUAUUGUAUAAUAACAACCAAUGCUGGUUAGAAUGAUUGGUUUGUUCUCUGAUGUAUUUAGUAAAGAUUCUUAAACAUACUGUGUUAAUUAAAACUUGAAUGUGACGCCGCAUUAUAAUUAUUUGCACAUUUUAUAUUCUAUAUUGUAUUCUACAUGCAUUUUACUAAAAUAUUGUAUAUUGGUCAGUCGCCAGGGUUAGCGCUUUGUAAUAGCCUUCGGCUAGUUGGGUAAUCUUGCCUGUAUGUUUUUAUACAACCUGUAUGUUUUUAUCCACCCUGGUGCAUUGCUCUAUCUAACCAAGUCCUUCGUGUAAAGGAAUGUGAAUAAUAAACUGUAUCAAACGUA